This is a messenger RNA of Cricetulus griseus (Chinese hamster), 291 nucleotides long. The record is from RefSeq and is a predicted model, not a curated record. Lineage: Eukaryota; Metazoa; Chordata; Mammalia; Rodentia; Cricetidae.
AUGUGUCACACCAGCUGCUCCUCAGGCUGCCAGCCAUCCUGCUGUGUGUCCAGCUCCUGCCAGCCAUCUUGCUUCAGGCCUGCUAUAUGCAUUCCUGUGAGAUACCAGCUGGCUUACUGUGUGCCUGCGAGCUGUAGGCCCACUGUGUGUGUGUCUCCCUCCUGCCAGUCCUCUGUGUGUGUGCCCGUGAGCUGUGUGACCUCUCCCUGCCAGUCAUCUGGGUGCUGCCAGCCCUCUUGCCCCACCCUGGUCUGCAGACCUGUCACCUGUGGCAACCUCUCCUGCUGCUGA